AAUGAAAACUUGUAUUUCUUCGCUGUAUAGAAUUUUGGAAUUCUAUGCAUUUUGAGCACUCACUGACUUCCUUGCACCACUAAAGUGAUUAGUUGCUCCAUUCAGUCAAGCACCACUGUACAACAGAAGAGCUAACUGACUUCACCAAGCUAUGUACCAACGCUUCUCCAGUAUGCUCUUUGGAAUGUUUGACCAUGCUGAAAACAAAAAUCAGGAACCUGAGCUUUGUGAGAAGGAGGAUGACGAAUGGAUUCUGGUCGAUUAUAUAGAUGCUUGCACUGAAUUCUCUAGAGAAGAAUUGGAUGACAUAGACAGAGAAAGCUCUCCAAAAUCAGCUAUUUUCUCUUCAACCUCUUCUCUUGAGUUGCUCGGCAAUUGCAGUGACCCUUGCUUUCUUCAGCUUGACUCCUGUACUUUGGAGGAGAGCUGGUUCAUUACCCCUCCCCCAUGUUUCACUGCAGGUGGCCAUGCCCCAGUGCAGGUGGAGACCAGUCCAAUGGAAAAUCUUCUUAUUGAACACCCCAGCAUGUCUGUAUAUACAGUGCACAAUGUCCGAAGCAAUAUGAGAGAGAACAGCAGGUCUGUUGAAUAUGAGAAUGAAACAAUCAGGACUGAAAGCCCUAGCAGAGUAGGCCACCAUAUUCGCUGCUAUGCAGCUACUCUGGCCACCCACACCAGUUUUGUAGAACAAGCCAGUCAGCUUCGUCAUGUUCAACGUGGUAAAGAACAUGGUACAAAACACCUCAUUAACCGUAACAACAUUCGCCGCCAAAACCUUAUUAGAGAGUGCAACUCUCGACAAGCUAAGCACAAUGGACAUAUUCUACACCAACCUUGCCAGCGCCAGUAUAAUUAUUAAUUGUCAUUGCUAUUUCAAUUUUUAAAACAACGUUUUUGUUGUAAAUACAGUAUGUAUAUGUAACUUUUUAUAGGAUUUCAUAUUUAACAAAAUUAGCAAUCAUUAAUCACAUGGAGUAUUUUAGGGUUUCUAUUCUACUUUCUGGGUGCUUUAAAAUCAGUAUCACCAAAUGCCUUGCUCUGAAUGAUAGGAUUUUACUCUUAAAAUCUACAAAUCUCUUUGCAAUCUUUUUCUUAUAUAGGAUUCGUUUGUUUGUUAGGAAUUCCAUCUCCAAAUAAAGAUCUGUGCAAAUGUAUUUGUAUUGUGCGUGCAUAUGUGCAACGUAUAGCUAUAUUAUAAAACGUGAAUGCUGUCAACAUAAUCAGUAGCAAAUGUUGCCUGGUAGAUGGAAUGAUACUUUCAGAUGUGCUUUGUUAUGUGAAGUGAGAUUUAUCUUAUUUCGCAACACAGAUUCUCAGGGACAGUACAUUGUAUUUUUUUUCUAAAUAUCUGUAUGUGACAGCAAGGAAGUCCUAUGUAAAUGUAUAUUUCAUUUUUUUUUUAGAAAUGGACCUUUUGUGGAUUGAUGGCAUUAAUAUUGCUCCAGGGUAUUUGUAAAUAGUCAAAAAUUUUGGGGCUACAUAUAUGACUUCCCUCUUGGUGGCAAUUUGAAUAUGUCUAAAAAUGUUAUGCUUCUAUGUUAUCCAUGUUUUACCCCUAUAAACUUGCUGUAGCUUUGACACUUUUUGAUGAUGGAUGAUACCUUGGUGCUCUGUAUUUAAAUGAAAGACUUUCCCCCAACUAUACUCUGGUUUUCAUAUUUUACAGAGUAAUGGACCUGCCAUGGUUAUAAAAUCUUUCCAUUUAAUAAUAUAUGUCUGUCCCAUUUUCCAAAGAUUUUCCUGCAUUUUCUUUUGGAGAAAUGUGAUGUCUUGAGUAAGUGUGGAUUCUGGUAGCUGCUGAAGAAUCAUUUUCCCAAUGUGGAUCUUCUCUUGAUUUUAUUAGUACUGCAGCGCAUAUGAAAUAAUAAACAAAUAUCUGUCUAUUAUUUCAUACUUAGGAAAGCUUUUAUAUAACAAGGUUUUACUCUGGAUAAGCACCUUGAAGAAAUAAUUGGAAAAUUAGAAUAAGUAACUGUACUUCAGUUAAUAAACUUUUAAGAUUUUGCACACAAUAAAUAAACAAAAUUAUCUGUAAUGAAAUUUUUAAUUCAUUAUCAAAUUAUCCAACCAUGCCUCAGGAUUUGUUUUUAAAUUUGCAACUACUUUCAUACAUCACUGUUUUCUCUACAGAUAGAGGAAACUUUUAAAACCUUGCUGUCCAGCAAAUCUUAUGAAAGGCCUCAUUAAUUCCUCUUGGGUUGUCCAGAAAACUGAGUUAAGUCUAUCUUUGUAAAAUGCAUAAACUUUAACACUGGUGAAGAAAAUGUGAUAUAAUAUCUCUCUUUCAUGAUUAUUUUGGAUAUUAAUCACUGAUAACAUUGUGGUAGACUUUAAUUGGAUAUUUGGUGAAAUGCUUGCAGACAUUUAUGCUGUACAGAAAACUCUGUAGUUGGACGUUAAAGAUAAUUUAGUCUAACCAAACUGUUAACUGCUUUUGAUGUUGUACAGGUUGAUAACAUUUGACUGACUUAAUUUGUUUUUAUAAAAUCUUCUUUGUAUCUUAUUUCAUCGAGAGUUGAUUACGUUGGUUGUGAUGAGAUUAAAAUAAUAGAAAAAACCUAAAAACAAUUGAACAAAGCUUGUACGUGUUACUUCAAGAAAGUGUAUGUUACAUAUAAAGACAUUAAACUGUAGCUUUGGAUUGAUGAAUAUUUUGAACAGGAGUUCAUGUUUGGUUUUGUUAUAUAUGUGCCUUCCAGUGUAAAUUCAUUACGUCAGUACAUUGUUUUGUGUUACAUGUAAAGAAGAUAUGAAAGAGCCAGAUGCUGUAAAUAUGACAAACAAUGCAACUAUGCACAGGAAGGAAUUUGUUUGUGGAGUUACUUUGUACAGUUUAUAUUCGUUUGAACCAGAUCAUUGAUGAGAGAAAGCCUGGAGAUAUUUUAACUCAUUCAGGACUUUAUGGCCAUUUGACUAACUGGCAUCAUUAUCCAAUUUGCAGAAUAAAUACAGCACUUUGCCAAAUAAGUGUGUCAACUUUAUAGACUUGUAGAAUUAGUGAUAUAAUUUUAUUUACUAAUUUAGUAUAUGGCUAUUUAUUAGUGAUUCCAAAAUGUUAACUAGUGCAGUUUGCACUAGUGAAAUUGCUUUUUUUAAAAAAAUGAAUAUUUUCUAGUCUUUCCAUCUACGU
This is a messenger RNA of Hemiscyllium ocellatum (epaulette shark), 3130 nucleotides long. It is a transcript of the gene tp53inp1, whose product is annotated as tumor protein p53 inducible nuclear protein 1. Gene Ontology annotation, cellular component: nucleus; autophagosome. NCBI's taxonomy places the organism in Eukaryota, Metazoa, Chordata, Chondrichthyes, Orectolobiformes, Hemiscylliidae. The transcript is spliced from 3 exons. Bases 152 to 859 code for a protein of 235 amino acids. The record is from RefSeq and is a predicted model, not a curated record. Gene Ontology annotation, biological process: autophagosome assembly; positive regulation of DNA-templated transcription.